Symbiodinium sp. CCMP2592 is the source of this 2214-nucleotide messenger RNA. Lineage: Eukaryota; Dinophyceae; Suessiales; Symbiodiniaceae. The record is from the annotation of a GenBank genome assembly.
AUGAACUGCACACCAGAGUUUGUUGAGGGCUCCAUGGGACAUACCUACGAUGCCUCCGCGAAGUAUCCGGACUCUGGGGAGUUUGCGGCUCUGCUGGAGGCCCAUGGUCUCAUCUUGCUCAACGGCUGGAUUCGUCGACGCCUGCAGCCCACCUUUGUAGGUGCCAAACACCAGUCGGUGAUUGACUUCGUUAUCACUCGCAGGCAGCACGCAGAUGCAUUGGCCAGGCGGGCCAAACCUUGCCCGGAGCACAACUUCAGUCCAUGGCGUAUGGGGGGCAGGCAUUAUGCUGUUGUCACCAGCCUUCCUCUGCAUCCAGGCUGGACCCGUCAAUCUCCUCGGGCUCCCCCGCCUCAGCUCAAGUACAACAAGCAAGAACUUGACCAGGAGGCUCGCGAGGGGGGACCACGGAUGCUUCAACUUCGGCAAAAUCUUCAAAAGUAUCUGGCCCAGCAUGCCUCUCCUACACUGGAGCACGUCAAUGACUUUCUGUUGCAGCAGGUUAUCACUGCCUUUCCGCACAAGCCUUCUUCGCCAGCUCCCCGAGCAUGGCAAACACAAACGGUGCAGGGCUCAGUCACUGCCAUGUGGCAGGCUCGAGCUAGACUACGACAAGUCAAGCAGAGACACUGCCGGGCGCUACGAGCAUGCAUGGAGGCUUUUAAAAGACAUCGUGAGUUCAUGAAGGCAUACAAGCAGCUGAAACUCAACGGUCGCCAGGCUCGGAAGACCCUACUCAACAGGGAGCUCCAGAAUGCGGCAGAGGCUGCUCACAGGCGGGACGUGGGGCAACUACACCGCAUCAUUCGCCGACUUGCCCCAAAGGUGAAACGAGAUACUGUGAGAAUACAUGGCCCUCAGGGCGAGAUGCUUAGAGAUGCUGACGAACAUCGAACCAUUGUCCGGCACUUUGAAGCACUCUUCCAGUCCCGUACGGUGACCGUCAACGAUGUGGCCCUUGCUCUUCGCUCCACACCGUAUGGCAAGGCAGUACCUGAAACUUCUGCGCCGUCCAGUGUCGUGAAGUUCUGUGCAGAUGACUUGGCUCAGGCCCUUGCACCUUCGGCGAAUGCCUGUCUGAGCGGGGCCUGCACUCCGCCCUCUCAACUCCCCGGCUGCUUUCUGAUCGACAUGGACGCCCAGAGUGGAGCCGAAGCCCUGGCGCAAGUUCAGGACAUGUUUCCUCACCUGGCACCAUCGACUACCACAGGAGAUGCCCCGAUGGAAAGUGACAAGUACCGGCGCCCGGCUGGGAAAGGUCAGAACCCCCCUACGGGGAAGAGCCCGCCUCGGGAGAGCACCCAAGAGCCCGCAUCAGCCUCAGCUGGCCACACCAAGCAGGGACGAACCCGCCAGUGGACGGACCAGGCGGACUGGCAAGCUCAGACCACCCAAGCUGGGUGGAACAAGAACAAGACCACCAAGGAGCUGCAGAAAGAGAUGGAAGCCCUGAAGGAGGACGUCCGCCUCCUGUCUCGCAUUGCCAUGCGACACGAGGACGAACUGAGCCAAUGUCGGACGGAGACCGACUUCAUUCUGACCCUGGAGGUUGCGGACCCCAAAGCUACCCAGGAGCAGGAAGGACUGCUGCUGUACAACGAGAUCAAGGUCCAGGAGGCGACGGCUUCGGCAGAGUCAGUGGAGAACCUGGCCCAGCAAGGCUUGCUGAUCCAGGUCAAGGGCAACCCGGCUUGGACCUAUCGCCAACGCCAAUGGGAUCACCAGCAGGAGGCCUUGAUUCAGUCCAAACAGCCUCCUCUUCUCGACACGGCGCUUCGAGGCCACCUACAGACCCUGAAGACCAGCAUGGGGUCCUUGAGCGCUGCUUCGCUUCAACAGUUCGCGGAAGCUUGUGGAAAAGCAUCAGACGGCGGUGACGUUCUUCCUGAGCAUCGGCCACGCGAUCCCCUGGCCCUGGUAUGCUACCGAAGUUUGCAGGCCCUUUGCUACAAUUCUUCCAACCAGCUGCUAAAAAAUGCGCCUCAAGCCCAUGCGCAUGGAACGCCACUGGUUCGCAUCAUCCAGGAGACGUACCCGGCUCCCCCCACGCGCUCAGAGGAGCAACGGGCCACGUAUCUGGCGAAGCAGAUGCAGAAGGGGUGCAAGGGCAAAGGGAAGGGCCGCGAAGCCCGACCGGAGCAGACAGCUCCGGAGCCAGCGGAGGACCCCUCGCUGACGGCGGCAGCAGGGCCCCAAGCGAGCCGCGGAGCUUAG